Messenger RNA from Ricinus communis (castor bean), 658 nucleotides. RefSeq names its product light-regulated protein, chloroplastic. Gene Ontology annotation, cellular component: chloroplast. The coding region runs from base 69 to 491 and encodes 140 amino acids. The record is from RefSeq and is a predicted model, not a curated record. The transcript has 3 exons. NCBI's taxonomy places the organism in Eukaryota, Viridiplantae, Streptophyta, Magnoliopsida, Malpighiales, Euphorbiaceae.
CUCUUUGUACCUGUGAAUUAACCAAAACCAAUACCUGCCAUUAUUUUUUUUCCCGAAACAUUAUCAAGAUGCAGGCAGCUUUGAGCAUUGCACCUCCUGUUUUCCCUGUAAAACCCUCCAAGAACUUGUCACAAGUGAUAUUAUCUCCACCACAGUUGGGCGCUUCAUCUCUUGCUCCUCGUGCCUCUCCAAUCAAAGCAGCAUAUGCUACUGUCGCUUAUGACACAUCCACAGUUGAUUACAGCUCUGUCAUCUCUGUGUUUCCAGCAGAGGCUUGUGAAACCCUAGGUGGAGAUGCAUGUUUGGCAAACAUAUUUCCUGAAGUAAAGCUUGAGGCUAGAAACGACGCAGCAGCCGCUAGAAUUGCUUCAGAGCCCAUUGAAAGAGAGUAUCUUGAAUACAAUGAUGCAAAGACGGUUUUCUGCGCAGAGGCUUGUGAUGAUCUCGGAGGAGAAUUCUGUAGCCGUGAGUAUCAGAGAGGAGUGUACUAGAAUUUGAAGAUAGAUAUGUCCAGGAAAUCUAGGACUUUAAGAUAAACGCUUAUUUUGCUUUGAAUGUAUAUAUAUAUAUACAUCAAGCUAUUUCCCAUGCUUGACUAUGUAAUAUAAUUGCGCACGAAUUCAGUAAUAAUGAUAUCUGCGAACACUUAUAUAACUAA